Molecule: messenger RNA, 5126 nt
Organism: Larimichthys crocea (large yellow croaker)
Lineage: Eukaryota; Metazoa; Chordata; Actinopteri; Sciaenidae
Product: cohesin subunit SA-2
Exons: 33
Coding region: 282-3821 (1179 amino acids)
Biological process (GO): sister chromatid cohesion
Cellular component (GO): nucleus; chromatin; cohesin complex
Molecular function (GO): chromatin binding
Source: RefSeq, a predicted model, not a curated record
UCUGUCUGCCUGUCUGUCUGCUGAGGUAUGCAGGAAGCUGCAGCCGGACCAGCUGAUGUAUGACGUGAAGCGUGAGUGACGUCCGAGACCAGCCAAUCACGUGCAUCCGUUUCGGUUUCGUCAGCCAAUCGGGACCUGACACGAAGGGGGGAGGAGGAGGAGUCCAUGCGAGGAGGGUGAGUUUGGGAAGUCUGUUCACCUGUUCCACUCCCACACGCGACAUGUCUGCUCCAGAUGCAGAGACACACACCUGAGCCCCGUGUGAAGACCUGAGGGAGGAGAUGAUACCAGAGCCCACAGCUACAGCUGCAACCAAGCAGAAUAAGGAUGAUGACGAGGCAAACUCCUCCGGGGCUGUCAAUCAUUCAGAGGAUGAGUCGGGGAAUGAGAACAGACAAAAGAGCGUGGUGGUGGUGAGACGAAGGAGGAGAGCGCACAAGGGUUCAGAGAACGUCAAGCUCAAGAGCGUCAAAGCCAGAUGCAGCGGCGCCGGCAGAGCGAGAGGCCGCCAUGGGAAACAGAAGCAGGUGGAGGCUGUGACCCUGUUCGAGGUGAUCACCAUGGGCAGGAGUGCCAUGCAGGCGGUGAUCGAUGAUUGGAUCGAGGCGUACGCCUCGGACAGAGACUCCUCUCUGCUCGAUCUCAUCAGCUUCUUCAUCCAGUGCUGUGGCUGCAAAGGUGUGGUCACAGCUGAGAUGUGUCAGAGCAAAGAGGACAGUGAAGUCCUGAGUAAGAUGGUGGAGGAGCUGGAUGAGGUCACUGGUCUGCAGUAUAAGAAGUUUCUGGCCUUUCCGUGGAUCCUCACAGUCACGUGGCCCAUGGAUACAGACAGCGUGGAGUAUCCUCUCAUACAGUCCGGACCGUACGGCCGCUGGUUCCACUCGGAGUUCUGCGACUUUGUGUCGGUGCUGGUGGCUCAGUGUCAGCACAGCGUCAUCUUUGACAGUUACCUGAUGAACACCGUCAUCUCGCUGCUUACCGAGCUGUCCAACUCUUACGUACGGGCCUUCAGACACACCUGCACGCUCGCAGCCGUGAAGCUGCUGAGCUCUCUGGUGAGCGUCGCCGUGAGCCUGAGCGUCAGCGUCGAAAACAGCCAGAAGCUGUACGAGGUGCAGAAGACGAAGAUGAUGAGGCAGAAGAGCUCGCUGCAGCUGGAGAGAAUACAGAAGAACAUCAGAGAGCUGCAGGAGAAGAAGGCGGAGAUAGAGAGCAUGAUGGACAUCGUCUUCAAAGGAGUCUUCCUGAAGAGAUAUCGCGACGUGCUCCCGGAGAUCCGCUCCAUCUGCAUGGAGGAGUUGGGUUUGUGGAUGAAGCUCUACAGUUCUGCGUUCCUCAACGAUAGCUACCUCAAAUACGUGGGCUGGAUGAUGCACGACAAGAUACCGGACGUGCGUCUCAAGUGCGUGUUAGGUCUGCAGGGUUUGUAUGGAGAGCCUCUGCUCCUCCCUAAACUGGACCUGUUCACCAGCCGCUUCAAGGACCGGAUCAUCUCCAUGACCCUGGAUAAGGACAAUGAAGUGGCAGUGCAGACCAUGAAACUGCUGCUUCUCAUCUCCAGAACGUCCGAUGAUGUGCUCAGUCCUGAGGACUACAAGCAGCUCCUCCAGUUUGUUUACUCCUCACAGCGCCCUCUGGCGGUAACCGCGGGGGAGCUGCUCUACUCCAGGCUUCUCGACGCUGUAGCUCCGGCCUCUGAUACUCAGGAUGGAGUAAAUGAGGACGAGGCUCGUGAACAACAAAUAUCUUCCAGACUGAAGGCUCUGCUGCGCUUCUACCAGGAGUCUGAGCUGCACAAGCAUGUGGUUUAUCUCGUGGACAGUCUGUGGGACUGCGGCGGAGCUCUGCUCAAAGACUGGCCCGCACUCACAUCUGUACUGCUGCAGGAGCCGUCCUCACACAGUCCAGGUCUUACUCAGGCAGAACAAGCUGUACUCGUGGAGGUCCUGGUUGCGUCGGUGCGUCAGGCCUCAGAGGGACCGGUGCUGGCAGGAAGGAGCGGAGCCAAGAAGGUGAUGAGUGCCAGAGAAAAGAAACUUCUGCUCGAUGACUGUACCAAACUCACUGAACAUCUGCUCACGGUGCUUCCUAAGUUACUGUCCAAGUUCUCCAGUAGUUGUGACGUUGUCGCCUCCCUGAUGAAGAUUCCUCAGUACUUCCUCCCAAAGUGUGUCGAGGCUGAAAACACACAGGCGGUGUCCAGCCUGAUGGCAGAGAUGGGAGCUGUUCUGGAGCUCCACUCCAGCCCUGCCGUGCUGGAGGCCGCAGCCCGCACAUACCUCAGCCUGUGCGGGGAGGAGACGGCCGGAUGCUCCACCGCCCGGGCUGCCAGGGACUCUCUGGUCCAGCACUGGGUGGAGCAGCUGACAGCGCUGCUGGGGGAUUCACCAGAGGGUGACAGUUUGUUCGCUGAUGAGGAGAAAACUGCAGAAAUCUUAUCCACACUGAAGAAACUCCGAGCUUUCCACAACUGUCACGACCUCAUCCGCUGGAACCUGUUUGAGGUGUUGUCUCCUCUGCUGUCACUGGAGAGCAGCCAGGAAGGAGCUCGGCCUGCGGUGCUGCUGGAAGUUCUGCAGUGUCUGAGUUACUCCAUGCUCUGGUCUCUCAACACGAGCGGCGAAACUCUGACGUCCAGGGAGAAAGCUGUAGCCCAGAGACUGCAGCUGCGUCUCUUCUGCGAGAGAGGUCAUCACUUCCUCUCCCACCCUGACCACGGCGUGCGGCAGCAGGCUUUUCUGGGCGUCUGUGACGUCCUCACGGCUCACUCCUACCAGCUCCACGUGUGGGAUCCCACCUCCUUUGGUCCGCUGCUCUACACUCCCAGUCCCAAACUGCAGAGGGCACUGUUGACCUUCGUAUGCGUGCACGUCUUUGUCGGGUCAGACUGUGACAGCCAGUGCAGCGCCGGCGAGAACUCUGAAGUGGAGAGGCUGGAGGACCUUCACAAGCAGAGAAAUCUGCUGGCGGCCUACUGCAAACUCAUAGUGCACGGAGUGCUGGAGAUGAGCAUGGCAGCUGAGGUCUUCAUGUACUACAUGAAGUACUACAACGAUUUCGGAGACAUCAUCAAGGAGACGCUGUACAGGACCAGACAGAUGGAUAAGAUCGAGAGCGCUCGUACACUGGUGCUCUGUUUGCAGCAGCUGUUUGUCCGUCUGAAGCGAGAGCAGGAGAGCGGCGGUAGAGCUCACCCAGGAGUUCAGACGUUCACCAGCAUCAAGGAGCUCGCCAGGAGGUUCGCCCUCACUUUCGGGGACCUGGUCAAGUUUCGUGAGUGCGUCGUCAUGAUCCACAGGAACGGCAUUGAGUUUGUAUUCCAGGAGUUCAGUCAGACCCCAGAAACACCUACACCACCGUACCUCUCCUACCUGACCAUCCUCAGCGAGUUCUCCAGCAAACUGCUCAAACCAGACAAGAGAACAGUGUUCACGUACCUGCAGAAGCACACCGCAGAGCACAUUGUUGACCUCAGGGAGGAGUGCUGGCAGCCACUGAUCUACUAUCGCGCCUCCCUGUUGGCUGUAGCCGAAGGAGAGGACGCCGUGUCCUACGUCAGCUCUGACAGGAAGCCCAACCGCUCUCCUUUCUCCAAACAAAAAGUGGAAGGAAGUAAGUCCCCGUGCCCGUUCAGCCCGGCUGACUCCAAAGUCAGCAAAGCUCACAGGUCCAGCUUCAGUCCAAGCCAUCAGGAUAAGACACCGGAUCCGGAUCCCUUCUCUGUCCCCGCGGAGCCUCCUGCAAAGAGAUCGAACAUCGAGGCGUCCGUCCUCGGCACGAGCGACGAGCCGGACGAUGACACUGUGGAAAUCGAACUGUGACUGUUGUGAACUUUUCUGUUCCGACGUCCUGACGUCCCAGGGCGUCUAUUUAUACAGUUCUGUUAAUAAGCUUAUUUUAAAACCGCAGUCUAUAUUUUGUAUGAGGACAAAGUUUGAAAGGAUAAAGCCGUGAUGUUCUGGUUUUCUCCCGUGAAUCUCAUGAAAAGACUUCUCCCUCCCUCAGUGCCAAAAACCUCGAGUGUUGCCCAGAAAGUAUUAAAAAGAUAAAGAGAGAAGACAUGACAAAGUUCACUUUGAAUAAAUCCCACAUUCACCAUCCUGUUGCUGUAAAACCAAAAAUGUAAUUCACAGUCCCUCGAAAAAUGCACUUUAACUGCUGUUUGACUACAUGUAUUAAAAACUAAAGUCUGAAUGUUUUAGUAAAUUACUGAGCCCAUUUUAAAAAAAGAAAAUAAUAUAUGGGCUAUAUGUGGCGACAUACAAGAAUACAAGUCGAGUCUUUUCAUGGGAUGUGUUAACAGAGAAACGCUGAGGACGCUCGCCUUAUCCUUUAAAUAAUGUCAAGUAUAUUUUAUUUACAGAGCACUUUCAUUUGAGGACCGAGUGUUUUUGCACAUGUACAACCCCGAUUCCAAAACAGCUGGACUCCACGUUGAAUGUAAUCAUAUAUUUUUAAAAAGUUGAGUGCAGCACAGAGAUGAGAUGGACUGGAGGUCGCAACAUGUUCAAGAAAAAGUGUAAAAAAAUUAUGUAACGCUUCAAAAACACCUGAUGGAAACCGGUUUAAACAGGUCGCAGGUGAAAGUAUCAUGACUGGAUAUGAACGGCUGAGUCCUCGUGAUUCAUCGUGCUCGCUGUGCACUUAAAAUAACAAAUUUAUGGAUUUCGAUCUACUUCGAUUUGUGACCUUUGAUUCCCUCCAGGCAUCACGCAUUAAAAAAACAGCAUGACGUUAUAAAAGAUAUUACUACAAGGGCUUGGGAACAUUUUGGAAAAUCCCUGCAUCUGCAAAAACAACUUAAGACUCCAUCACGCGAAGAGAAAGUCAGAUAUGAAGACGAGUUCACUUUUUUGUUAAAAAUUAAAUUCACGUUUUUUCAAAGCGACCUAGAGUUUUGUCGUCGGGGUUGUACGUGUCCGUUCUGUACUUGAAUAUUACAAGUGACUCUAAACGAUCCAUCUUUUACAUUUAUUUAUAUUAUUCAACUUUCUAUUUUUCUCAGAGCGCAUUAAGAACUCUGCUUCAUCCUCCUGCCUGCCACUUUAUUAACGCUCCUUAUAGUUAUAAGGUCAAAGCUUGUGUAUGCUGUAUAUUUAUUUAAAUAAACAUUUGUCCACGCAGUA